GUCUACCCUGUCUGGCCACCACAAGCAGUCGGCCAACAUGGCAGAUCAGGCACCGAGUAAAUCUGAUAUAACGACGAUUUUUAAACGACUCCGGUCAAUACCAGCGAACAAGGUGUGCUUUGAUUGCGGUGCCAAGAACCCAACGUGGGCUAGUGUCACCUAUGGCGUGUUCAUCUGCAUGGACUGCUCGGCAGUGCAUCGUUCCUUGGGGGUGCACUUGUCCUUUGUGCGAUCCACCCAGCUUGACACCAACUGGACCUGGCUGCAGCUGCGCGCCAUGCAAGUGGGUGGCAAUGCCAAUGCGGUGUCAUUCUUCCAGCAACACAGCUGUACCAGCUCAGAUGCGCAGCAGAAGUACAACAGCCGUGCUGCACAACUGUACCGAGAAAAGCUCCACCAGCAGGCUGCCACGGCGAUGCGCAUCUACGGGACCAAUCCUCUGAUGGAUCACCAUGAGAAUGCACCAGAAAGCCCCGACUCCAAGGAGGAGCAUGACUUCUUCCGAGAGCACGAGGAAGCCUUGGCGGCCCAGGCAAGCAGUGCCCAACAGCAGGUGUGCGAGCCGGGCGCCUUGUUCCAGCCACCACCAACUGAACCCAUCCAGGUGACUCCAUCCCUGGCUGGCUCGGCCCUCGUUGGCUCUUCAACGCCCUCAUCUUCUUCGGCCCGGAAGCCCCAGCGGAAGCCAGGAAAGGGCCUUGGAGCACAGAAGGUCAGCGCCAACUUUCAGGACAUUGAGCGUGAAGCACAGAAGGCAGAUGAGAUGCGUGCGGCCAGUGCGAGCCAAGCCAGUGCCAAUCAGGCAGCUUCGAGUGUGGAUGCAGAGGAGGCUGCAAGACAGCUUGCCUCGAUGCGGCUGGCUUACAGAGACCUGGACAAGGACAUACGCAACAAGCAGGUCGAUCCUCGCAAGGCACAGCAGAUGGAGCGACUAGGCAUGGGCCUGGGCGGUAGCGGCCGUGCCGCAGUAUCGCACUCGGCACUCGCAGACAUGCGCACCAUCGCACAAGAGACGCCUCAGACCGCUGGCGGAGACCGAUCAAGCCACGAUUUUCUGAGUGGCACAGGCUUCUUCUCUUCGGGUGGCUCGCGAGGUGGUGGCUACGGCAGCAGCGCUGGUGACAGCCUGUUCGAUGACGGGCCAUCCUCACGGCCAGUCCCGUCGUCACUUUCCUCCUGGGACACUGUCACCACUUCUCCAGACAGAGACGAAAGUUCUGGCCGCAGUCGGCAUGUGGUUCAACAAGGACCGGCAACCGAUGAAGCCCGCAAGAAGUUUGGAAAUGCCAAGGCAAUCUCAUCUGACCAGUUCUUUCAUGGCUCUGCAGACUCUGAUUUUGAGAAGAGGGCCCAGCUGGCACGCUUCGAAGGCUCAUCUUCCAUCUCUAGCGCCGACUACUUCGGUGGUGGACCAGGUUCGAGCAACAUGUCACACUCAAGCAGCAGUCUGUCGGGACCGAACCUGUAUGAGAUUCGAGAAGGAGUCCGAGACGGAGUCACUAAGGUGGCUUCAAGACUUUCCUCGCUUGCAAAUGGUGUCAUGAGCUCUCUGCAGAGAAAGUGAACCGUGCUCACGGAUCGUUACGGCUAUUGAAAAAGAGGCCUUUGGGACUGUUUCAUCUUCUUUUCUUUUUUUUUUUUCUGAUGAAGUUUGAAGAUGGUUCUGCAGUGGUCAUCAUGCCACUUCCCGUUGGUGCGUCUCUUGGGGCUGUCCACAGCGAAGGCCGUUAUUGAAAGUGCAAAUAAACAUGCCGUUUGUAGGUUUGUAA
Dermacentor andersoni is the source of this 1769-nucleotide messenger RNA. RefSeq names its product ADP-ribosylation factor GTPase activating protein 3 (gene ArfGAP3). Gene Ontology annotation, molecular function: GTPase activator activity. Lineage: Eukaryota; Metazoa; Arthropoda; Arachnida; Ixodida; Ixodidae. The record is from RefSeq and is a predicted model, not a curated record. Gene Ontology annotation, biological process: COPI coating of Golgi vesicle.